ACUAUACUCCAAUAAAAAAAAAUUUUUUUUUAAGAGAAAAAAGAAAAUGGGCUUUCAGAUUGGAGAUAAAGACAGACAAAAUGGAGGCAAGAUCUGACCACAGCGGUAGAAGUGUGACCCUCAUCCUGUGUGAUGGAGACAAGCCUGGGCGUGAAUGUGGGUGUGGAAGCAGUGGACGAGAGUGUUUGUGGGAGGGGCGAUGGGAGGCCAGCCUGAGUCCACUGUGGUCCCUGAGGAGUGAGACAGGGCUGUGGAUGCUGAAAGUGGGGUCUUCAGUUCACAGUUACAUUGUCAAGGUAGGAUCUCCAGGGCUAAGGAGUAAAGAAGGGAGAAGAGCUGAGGAUGCCUCAGGCUCUUUGGUGGGGGUGGGGUAUACUGAACAGAAAUAAGUCAGGUUUUAUUUUUUACGUUGUUACGAUGAUAGCAUCCUGCUACGUAACACAGAAGAUACAGACUGUGAUACAGUACUCAGCAUCAGCCCAGGGGAGAUACAAAGUAAAUUCUAGGAGAUGGUAACUCUCGAAGGAGAUAACAGAGAAAGGUAAGAGGUUCUAAGGCUGAGCUCCCUCCAGUAUUUCUCCUCCAGAAGCUGUGGGGCUGAGAGCUGCCGUGAGCUUGCCUGUUGCUCCAGGGCCUUUCCUACAGGACAUGUAGUGGGAAGAGCAUAGCCUAUGGGGUCAGUCACUCUGGAUCUGAAUCUGGAGACAGCUGUGACUCCUAGACACAAUGUGGGUGUAAGUGCCUGGCUCGUGGGAGGCACACAUGCAGUGGUAGUUCUGCAGAGUGAGGUGAGCCUUCGAGGAACAGGGAAGAGGAGGAGCCCCCAGGCAGGGACACGAAGGUGCAGGCCAGCUGGUGCUGUUUCAGAGCUGAGGACGGUGUGCAGUCGGUGGGCCCAGCCCUGUGGAGAAGGGCCGGGGAGUGAGGACCAACAAGCUCGGUGUUCGUUUAACUUAGUGUCCUUUCAGUAAAAUAUAAGGUGUAUGUUACGAUUUCAAGGGAACGAGAUUCAAAUUGAGUUAAGACUUAAUGUUAGUCUCACCUUGUUCCACAUAUAGAAUAUGUUGAUUGGAGCUUUAUACCUAAUAUACUGUUCUCUUCAGACAAGAAAGAACAGUUAAGCAGCUUUGAAACUAUGGGCUGAAACAACAGUGAAUUUCAGUAAGUUUUAAAGUACUGCAUCCCUAUUUCUAGAUGGCUAGUUUUUUUUAAUCCUGGACUUAGUAAAUUAAAAUGCCUCUCAUUUUCGAAAAUAAGCCUGAAACUAAGAUUGUAAGGAGUUGAAAACAGCCCUUCGUCCCAAUAGAAUAUAUUGGACGUCUAAUUGGUAAGGGUUGAAUCUUUUUGUUUGUUUUAAUUAGUAUUUGGGGAAAGAAAUAUUCCAGAGGUCUUCUAAAGAAUCACAGUAUGUAAGGAAAUAUUGAAAUCUGUAUUAGGGUUCUCCAGAGAAACAGAACCAACAAAGUGAAUAUGUAUAGAGAGAUUUAUCUUAAGGAAUUGGCUCACGUGAUUGUGGAGACUGACGAGUCCAAAAUCUGUGGGGCAGGCCUGCAGGCUGGGACUCAGGAGAGCUGCAGUUCAUGUCCACAGGCCGCCUGCUGGCUGAUUCCUUCUCCCCGCCCAGGGAGGUCAGUCUUUGUUCUCCUAAGGCCUUCAGCUGAUUAGACGAGGCCCACCCACAUGUGGAGGGUAAUCCAGUGUACUUAGUCUACUGACUUAAAUGUUCAUCUCAUCUUAAAAAAUGCCUUCACAGAAAUAUCUAGAAUAAUGUGUGAACAGGUUUCUGGGAACUGUGGCCCAGCCAAGUUGACACAUAAAAUUAACCAUCACAAGUCCACCACCUAUGGACUUGUAAUGGCACCCUUACCCAUGUCCUUAAACCAUAAUUAACCUGCAAGUAAAGGUGAUUAACAAGGUCAUAAUUCUACUUAACAUGGUACAGCUAUCCCAAGUACAACCAAGAAUGCCCUAAUGCCUUCCUCAGAAGAGGAAGCAAAGUCCACAGGUGAUGUUUACCCUUCUCCUUGAGAUCCCAUAACUUAAAUACUGUGAGGUAAAGUUAACAAUACUUAAACACUAUGAUAUAGGGAAUUCCCUGGUGGUCCAGUGGUUAGGAUUCCACGUUUCCACUGCAGGGGGCCAGGGUUUGAUCACUGGUCAGGGAACUAAAAUUCCACAUGCUACACGGCACGGCCAAAACAAAAAGAAAAAAUACAAUGAUACAAAGUCACUAUAACUUAUGUUCCAUGGUAAGGGGAUAAGAAAGGAAAGAAAACAAAGAUAUUUGCUUAUGUAUAGGUAUACACACACACACAAACACGUUCAUAACAAAAUAAGGAGGAAUACUCAUGACAGGUCCAGUCCUGGGUUCUGUCACUGGUCACGUGGUCAUAGCUGGUCUUCACCUUCCUCUGCCACCUAUUCUGUAUUCCCUUUGCCUUCAGUUAGCACGUCAGCUGGUCCUGGUUCUUUACCUGGUGGGAUGAUGCAAACCUUCGUGCCUGAAGGGCCUGGGCCACUACUUGUCCUGCCUGGAUUGGAUUGUUGCAUAUUUCCACUCACCUUAACCUCAGGGAUGGUGGUACUAAGAGAUGCCCUAAGUGACCUCCUGUGUCCCAGACACACUGUCCUCGGCUCCCUGUGGAGCACAGUCCAGUUUCCCCUCGGCAUUCAGGGUCACUCACCACAGCCAGCACCAGAGCUCACUGUGCCUGUUGGUAGAGGCAGGAGCCCUGACUUCAGUUCAGCGGGAUCAGUGCGAUUGAAGUUCAUCUUCUAAGAAUGCAUUUGAGUGGGGGCAUGUUGAUCCUCAGAUGCACCUGCUCUGCAGUUAAUUCACCUGUGAUGAGGUGAAACAGAGCAUCAAGCAGAGACAGCGUGCAGGAAUCAUCUCCCUUCCAGUUAGGGAGAUAAGAUUCCCUAAUGCCGUGUUCCUGAAUCUUGAGCCAGGUGUGGAUUCAUUUUCAGGAAAAAAAGAAGAAAGAAAGAAAAUGCUAGCGGAAGUGCUAAGAGCUGACGUAAAGCAUUUUUAUAUUAAUUAGGUAUAUUCUGAAUCCCAGCACAGCCAUGAAGUGAUGCCUCUCCUCUACCCCCUCUUUGUCUACCUCCACCUCAACCUGGUCCAGAGCAGUCCCAAGAGCACGGUGGAAAGCUUUUACAGCCGCUUCCAUGGAAUGUUUCUGCAGAAUGCCAGCCAGAAGGACGUCAUCGAGCAGCUGCAGACCACCCAGACCAUCCAGGACAUCCUGUCUAACUUCCGGCUGCGGGCCUUCCUGGACAACAAGUACGUGGUCCGCCUGCAGGAAGACAGCUACAACUACCUUCUCCGCUACCUCCAGAGUGACAAUAACACCGCGCUGUGCAGAGUCCUCACCUGGCACAUCCACCUGGAUGUGCAGCCCGCCAAGAGGACGGACUACCAGCUCUACGCCAGCGGCGGCCCCUCCCGGGGCGAGGGCAGCGGCCUGGAGCCUGCCGACGUGCCCGCGCCCAUCCUGCAGAACGAGGCCGCGCUGGAGGUCCUGCAGGAGAGCAUUAAGCGUGUCAAGGACGGCCCCCCGUCUCUCACCACCAUCUGCUUCUACGCCUUCUACAACACGGAGCAGCUGCUGAACACGGCGGAGGUCUCCCCGGACAGCAAGCUGCUCGCCGCUGGCUUUGACAACUCCUGUAUAAAACUGUGGAGUCUGCGCUCCAAGAAGUUAAAAUCCGAACCGCAUCAAGUAGACGUGUCCCGCAUCCACUUGGCUUGUGAUAUCUUGGAGAAGGAGGACGACGAGGACGAUAACGCAGGCACGGAGAUGAAGGUCCUGCGGGGACACUGCGGGCCAGUGUACAGCACCAGGUUCCUUGCGGACAGCUCAGGGCUGCUCUCCUGCUCUGAGGACAUGUCCAUCAGGUACUGGGACCUCGGCAGCUUCACCAACACUGUGCUGUACCAGGGCCACGCCUACCCCGUGUGGGACCUGGACAUCAGCCCGCACAGCCUGUACUUCGCCAGUGGGUCCCACGACCGCACGGCCAGGCUGUGGUCGUUUGAUCGGACGCACCCGCUACGCAUCUACGCCGGGCACCUGGCAGACGUGGACUGCGUCAAGUUCCACCCCAAUUCAAACUACUUAGCCACGGGCUCGACCGACAAGACGGUCCGGCUGUGGAGCACCCAGCAGGGGAACUCGGUGAGGCUCUUCACGGGCCACCGCGGCCCCGUGCUCUCUCUGGCCUUUUCCCCCAACGGUAAGUACUUGGCAUCGGCGGGCGAGGACCAGCGGCUGAAGCUGUGGGACUUGGCGUCCGGGACCCUCUACAAAGAGCUUCGGGGCCACACGGACAACAUCACCAGCCUCACCUUCAGCCCGGACAGCAGCCUGAUCGCGUCGGCGUCCAUGGACAACUCGGUGCGCAUCUGGGACAUCAGGAGCGCGCACUGCAGCGCACCCGCUGACGGCUCGUCCAGCGAGCUCGUGGGCGUCUACACCGGCCAGAUGAGCAACGUGCUGAGCGUGCAGUUCAUGGCCUGCAACCUCCUGCUGGUGACCGGAAUCACACAAGAAAAUCAGGAACAUUGAUUUUUAUCUUUGAUGUAACGGACUGGGGCGUGCGAAGGGCUCCAGACGACAAGUCUUAGGACAGACGUAUGAAAUCACUGACUGACUGUGAAGGACUCCCCGCGUCCCCACGCAUCCCCCCUCGCGCCCCCACGCAUCCCCCCUCGCGCCCCCUCAUCCCGCGGACAUCCCGAGCCCGCCACCCUUUGAUCAGCCCCCAAGUGUGGAGGGACGGGGGGAGGAAGGGCGGUGACGGGGAACGAACGUGAGAUCAAGAAUCACGGAGAUCCCGCGGUGUCCCCCUGCCGGCCCCUUCCUGUCUCUGGAGCCAAGAUUCCCUCACCUCGCCGGGGCUGCACUUGGCCAGAGGAGGUUUGCUGGGCGCCCUCCCCAGGAGCAGUGCUGCAGGGUCACUGGGUGGAAGGGACUCUAUCUGGGUAGAAUUCGGGGGCGGGAACGAGGAAAGGGGGCGGGGUCAUCCUGGCAAAUGUCUUUCCUUUUUCGUGAUUGCAGAGAACCAGGAUUUUUUAUUAUUAUUAUAAUUAUUAUUAUUAAUGCGAAGAGGAAACCUAGCACUGGCGGAGGGGCCUUCUCUGCUCUCAUCUUUCAGGUUUUACUCCUGGCACUGGCUGUGAUACUUGGAAUUUUGAGGUUCAGGGAAUUCAGAGAAUUUGGUCGUACAGUGUAUUGGGAGAAAGGGAAAAUUUCUGGGUGACAGAUUGAUCACUCCAGCUGACAUGUUUCUAGAAGUGGGUGGGUGGAUUUGAUUGAGAAAGUCUUGGGCUCUUGCAGUGAUGGUGGGAUAGAUUCUUUUCGUGGCUGCACUUCUAUUAACAGUUCUCUCCCCUGAAAGGACAGAUUGUGGUAAAGAAAUGAAAAUAAUUGGAAGUGAGAAGUCAAAAGAUAGAAUUAGAAAAUGUUGAAUUUCCAAAUGAUUCUGAGGUGUGGCUCUUCUAGCGUCUUUUCCCCCUGAGAUCAUCCCUCCCACCUCCUGCUUUGCAAUAGCAGUUUAAUGAACAGUCUGUGAAACAAAUCCUAAGUACGAACACACACGUCGAAAACUACGCUCUGAGGAUAAAGCAACUUCUAAUUUGUGGAAAAAGGAUUAAAUAUUUCUGUUUUCUGAAAA
Molecule: messenger RNA, 5676 nt
Organism: Aethalodelphis obliquidens (Pacific white-sided dolphin)
Lineage: Eukaryota; Metazoa; Chordata; Mammalia; Artiodactyla; Delphinidae
Gene: TAF5L
Product: TATA-box binding protein associated factor 5 like
Exons: 3
Coding region: 3075-4568 (497 amino acids)
Biological process (GO): regulation of DNA-templated transcription
Cellular component (GO): nuclear protein-containing complex; histone acetyltransferase complex
Molecular function (GO): RNA polymerase II general transcription initiation factor activity; protein binding; transcription coactivator activity
Source: RefSeq, a predicted model, not a curated record